This is a messenger RNA of Cricetulus griseus (Chinese hamster), 1598 nucleotides long. The record is from RefSeq and is a predicted model, not a curated record. NCBI's taxonomy places the organism in Eukaryota, Metazoa, Chordata, Mammalia, Rodentia, Cricetidae.
UCCAAGUGCCCAGAGUCUGGGCCCUAACUGACAGCGUGGCGACAUGGCAGCGGAUCCGCGUGCCAAGGCCGCCACUCUGAACCUGAGACGCCGGCUGCUCAGCUCUUCCUGCAGACUCUUUUUUCCUGAGGACCCUGUUAAGAUUAUCCGAAGCAAAGGGCAGUACCUGUACGAUGAGCAAGGGCGAGAGUUCCUGGACUGUAUCAACAACGUGGCUCAUGUCGGGCACUGCCAUCCUAUCGUGGUCCAAGCUGCACAUGAACAGAACCUGGUGCUCAACACCAACAGCCGAUACCUACAUGACAACAUCGUGGACUAUGCCCAGAGGCUGUCGGAAACCCUGCCGAAGGAGCUCUCUGUGUUUUAUUUCCUGAAUUCUGGGUCAGAAGCCAAUGACCUGGCUUUGAGACUGGCUCGUCAGUACACAGGACACCAGGAUGUGUUGGUAUUAGACCAUGCUUAUCACGGUCACCUGAGCUCCUUGAUUGACAUCAGUCCCUACAAGUUCCGGGACCUGGAUGGCCAGAAGGAAUGGGUCCAUGUGGUAUGCACGCCCAUAUCGACACAGGUCAGUUUCCACCCCCAAACCUGGACGACAUGGCAGUGUCUCUCCCUACAGGCUCCUCUCCCAGACACCUACCGGGGCCUUUACCGGGAGGACCACCCCAAUCCAGCAGAGGCCUAUGCCAAUGAGGUGAAGAAUGUGAUCAAUAUCGCACAGGAGAAAGGCAGGAAGAUUGCAGCCUUCUUUGCUGAGUCUCUACCCAGUGUGGCUGGGCAGAUCAUUCCCCCUGCUGGCUACUUCUCCCAGGUGGCAGAGCAUAUUCGCAGGGCUGGAGGACUCUUUGUUGCAGAUGAGAUCCAGGUUGGCUUUGGCCGGGUAGGCAAGCACUUUUGGGCCUUCCAGCUGGAAGGGGAAAGCUUUGUCCCCGACAUUGUCACCAUGGAAAAGUCCAUUGGCAAUGGCCAUCCUGUUGCCUGCGUGGCCACUACCCAAGCUGUGUCAAGAGCAUUUGAAGCCACUGGUGUAGAAUACUUCAACACGUUUGGUGGCAACCCAGUGUCCUGUGCUGUGGGGCUGGCAGUACUGGAUGUCUUGGAAACAGAACAACUCCAGGCUCAUGCCACUAAUGUGGGCAAUUUCCUAAUGGAGCACCUCAGCCAGCAGAAAGCCAAGCAUCCUAUCAUUGGAGAUGUCAGGGGCACUGGGCUCUUCAUUGGUGUGGAUCUGAUCAAAGAUGAGACCUUGAGGACGCCAGCAACUGAAGAAGCAGAAUACUUGGUCUCCAGGCUGAAGGAGAACUACAUUUUACUGAGCACUGAUGGCCCUGGGAGGAAUGUCCUCAAGUUCAAGCCUCCACUGUGCUUUAGCCUGGACAACGCACAGCAUGUAGUGGCAAAGUUAGAUGACAUUCUAACUGACAUGGAAGAAAAAGUAAGGAGUUGUAAAACACUGAGGAUCCAGCCCAACUCAGCCAAGCACCCUUCAGGUAAGUGGGACCUUAUGUUUGUGCUUCACCUCCACCAGGAGAUUCAUGAUAAGAUGUUCUCUAGAUUUAGAGGCUAAGGAAACAAAAUGGUAGCUGAAAAAGUCAGGU